Molecule: messenger RNA, 2408 nt
Organism: Liolophura sinensis
Lineage: Eukaryota; Metazoa; Mollusca; Polyplacophora; Chitonida; Chitonidae
Exons: 18
Coding region: 21-1733 (570 amino acids)
Cellular component (GO): plasma membrane
Molecular function (GO): calcium ion binding
Source: RefSeq, a predicted model, not a curated record
CGCAACAGAAAACUGACCAAAUGUCGACUUGGUCACGAGCAGUGUCGUUUUUGUUUGGCACAGGCAAUAGGGAGAAUGACACAACUCAUGUCAAGGACGUGGAGUUGGCUGUAUUCGGGAAAGAAACCAGAGACUUGUUGGUGAUAUUCAAAAGGCAUUCCACGGACAAUGAGAGAUUAAAACAGGAGAGUCUGAGGAAUGCCUUGGAAAAUAUAGGACUUUAUCCUUCAGCUUCACAAGUCUGUGAGAUGGUCUGUUGUGCCAGGGGGACCUCAGACUUAUCGGACCGUGAUUACCUGACGUUUGGAGAAUUCUGCGUUCUCACAGCAGAUCUUUUGGGGCAAUACCAGAACAAGCCGACACUUCCGAUGCCGCUAUCACAGAACCUGGAUCGGAGAAUUCUCCAAGAAUGUCGCACCAAGAGAGCAGGUAACGUGGCACACUUUCAAGUAUUCCUGGGUGGCUCCUGUAACCCGACCACGUGGAGACGAGAUGAAGCCAUUCCAUUCCUCAAGGAGCAUGAUAUCACCUUCUAUAAUCCUCAGGUCAGCCAUUGGUCCCCAGAACUGAUAGAGUUGGAGGAUCAAGCCAAACAGGUGGCGGACCUAUUGUUCUUUGUGAUUGACAACCAGACGCGAGCGACAGCAUCGCGUGUGGAAGUGGCUUACCUCGUUGGCUGUGGGCGUCAGAUCAUUGUCGUGCUGAAGGAUUAUGAGGGCCCGGGUGUUGUCGUGAAUGGGGAGCAGAUAUCCAGCUGUGAGUUCCGCCAUCUACAGCAGUGUCAGGCCGUGUUAACAGAUCUCCUCGAGAGACUGAGUGUGCCAGUCUACCAUAGCACUGAGCAGGCUCUGGAUGGCAUAGUUACCUGUAUACGACAGGGUAUGAAGGUGCAGGAGUUAGGGACAGGUCACCGGGGACACCCAGUCAAGUACGGCCACCUCACAGUUGGACUUGAACUCUUGAGAUUACGGAAUAUAUUUAAUUCGUUUGAUAGCAAUAAUAUGGGUAAACUGAGCAUACAAGAGGUUUGCUUAGCAUAUAGAUGUUGUAUGAUGGACACACUGGAUUCUCAUUGGCUGAGCAGGUUAAAAGGUUCUGACAAAGCUACCUUUACUUUUGAAGAGUUCUGUUGUCUGAUGACAGAGCGACGGUUGUCCCAGCAUCGAUCAGUUUUGAAAUCAGUAUUCCACAAGUUUGUCAACGGUGUAAAGUGGUUGUUUGGUCAGUCCAGUGAGGAGCAGAAGCCUAAGUCUAACAUUCUAGAGCCUAAAGACGUGUUUUUGGGGGGAAGCUUUAAAGACAAUGACUGGAGAGAGAACAUAGCAAUACCUACACUCAGGAAACAUGGUUUGACGUACGCCAGUCCGCAGGCCCCUGACGAGGAAUGGAUCGCUCACCUGGCCCCCUCUGAAGCCGUCCUACGCGAGAGCUGCAGACUGAUGCUCUAUGUCAUGGGAGAUAGCUCUCGUGGGUGUGCCAGCCUAAUCGAAGCCGGUUAUUAUGUAGGGCAAGGAUGCAAUAUGGUGCUUUGUAUCAAAAACUUACAAGAUGGUGUCGUUAUUGAUGGUGAAAAGCUGACAACUGAAGCUGUGAAGGAUUACAACCGCAGUCGAAUGUACCUGAGCGACAUUGCUAAUCGUGAGGGUGUGCCUCUGUUUGACAACAUCGAAGAGGCGCUGGCGUGUGUGGUAGAGAAGUCAAAGGAGAUCAGGACUCAGAGCGAGACAAGCUGAAAUUGAUGUCAGCAUGAUGUGGCCAAUGGCAGUAGACUCUACAACUAGCAAAGAAGGAGGCAAUAGACUCUACAGCUGAGAAUGAAUGGGGCAAUAGACUCUACAGCCGGGAAGGAAGGAGGCAAAAGACUCUACAGCUGGGAAGGAAGGAGAUAAUAGACUCUACAGCUGGGAAGGAAGGAGAUAAUAGACUCUACAGCUGGGAAGGAAGGAGACAAUAGACUCUACAGCUUGGAAGGAAGGAGACAAUAGACUCUACAGCUGGGGAGGAGGGAGACAAUAGACUCUACAGCUUGGAAGGAAGGAGAUAAUAGACUACAGCUGGGGAGGAGGGAGACAAUAGAGUUAGGAAGGAGGGAGAUAAUUGAGUCUACGGCUGGGGAGGAGGGAGACAAUAGAGUUAGGAAGGAGGGAGAUAAUAGACUCUACAGCUGGGGAGGAGGGAGACAAUAGAGUCAGGAAGGAGGGAGAUAAUUGACUCUAUACAUGUGGCUGUAAUAGGUGAACAGGAUCAAGGGACUUAAAGGAUACAUGAUUAGGAAUUCUAAAAUGAAGAGGAUGGUUUUGUUAAGAAAAAUGAAGAAAAUUAUACCCAAAAAAAAACAAUUUCAUUUUUGAGGCAUAUUAUAUGCAUGUAUCUGAUGUGCUCAGUUGUCGUCAGUUUUCUAAAAUGAC